AUGGGGUCACCACCUUCAGCUUCUCUCAGACAGAACAACCUUCUAUUCCUUCUAUUGAUCCUGAUCUUGUUCUUUUGCUCUAUACCUGAUAACACCAAUCUUUGUUCCAAGCAAUCUUCUGUCAACCCAAGCGUUAUUCCAUAUAAGAGCUCCUCCAACAUCUCUUCCUUGGAAACACUUAAGCUAGAUGGCUACUUCAGCUUUGAUAAUAUCGAUUAUGCAGCCAAGGACUUUGGCAACCGAUAUCAUUUCCUACCAUCAGCAGUUCUACACCCAAAAUCAGCUUCUGAUAUUUCCAACACUAUAAAGCAUAUUUUCAGAAUGGGCUCUACUUCACGGCUCACUGUUGCUGCUAGAGGCCACAGUCACUCCGUCCAAGGUCAAGCACAAGCUCAUCAAGGUAUAGUAAUCAACAUGGAAUCGCUUCGGGGACCAGAAAUGAAAGUUCACACCGGUGAACUGCCCUAUGUGGAUGCAUCAGGUGGUGAGUUGUGGAUUAAUAUUCUACACGAGACUCUUAAAUACGGGCUUGCACCAAAAUCCUGGACAGACUACCUUCAUCUUACCGUCGGAGGCACCUUAUCAAAUGCUGGAAUUAGCGGACAGGCAUUCAAACAUGGGCCACAGAUUAACAACAUUUACCAAUUGGAGGUUGUCACAGGCAAGGGAGAAUUAGUUACCUGUUCAGAGAAGCAGAAUGCAGAACUCUUUUAUGGUGUUCUUGGAGGACUUGGGCAGUUUGGCAUAAUCACUCGGGCGAAAAUAUCUCUUGAACCAGCCCCUAAGAUGGUGAAAUGGAUCAGAGUCCUAUACGAUGAAUUCUCUAAGUUUUCCAAGGACCAAGAAUAUUUAAUAUCAUCCGAGAAUUCUUUUGACUACAUCGAAGGGCUUGUAAUCAUCAACAGAACUGGUCUCCUCAAUAACUGGAGAUCCUCCUUCAAUCCAAGAGACCCACUUCAAGCCAGUAAAUUCAUUUCAGAAGGAAAAACUCUCUACUGUCUGGAAAUUGCUAAAUACUUCAACCCAGACGAGUCUGAUAAAAUGAACCAGAAAACUGAGCGCCUACUGUCAGAACUGAGAUACGUUCCAUCCACACUGUUUAUGUCAGAAGUUUCUUAUGUGGAAUUCCUGGAUAGAGUCCACCUGUCUGAAAUCAAACUCCGAGCAAAAGGUUUAUGGGAGAUUCCUCACCCAUGGCUGAAUCUUCUAAUCCCAAAAAACAAAAUCUUUGAAUUUGCUCAAGAGGUCUUUGGCAAUAUUCUUUCAGACAAUAGCAAUGGUCCAAUCAUCAUCUAUCCAGUCAAUAAGUCCAAGUGGAACAACAGGACAUCUUUGAUCACCCCAGAAGAAGAUACUUUCUACCUAGUGGCAUUUUUAUCCUCUGCAAUGCCAACUUCCACAGGAAGAGAUGGCUUGCUUCACGUUUUGGCCCAAAACCAAAGAAUUCUAGAUUUCUGCUCCACGGCCAGUCUUGGGGCCAAGCAAUAUUUGCCUCAUUACACCACCCAGGAAGAAUGGCAAACUCAUUUUGGUCCACAGUGGGAAGUUUUUGUACGAAGGAAAUCAGCUUAUGACCCAAUGGCAAUCCUAGCUCCUGGCCAAAGAAUCUUCAGAAGGAAAUUAACAUUCACAUGA
Messenger RNA from Dovyalis caffra, 1635 nucleotides. Lineage: Eukaryota; Viridiplantae; Streptophyta; Magnoliopsida; Malpighiales; Salicaceae. The record is from the annotation of a GenBank genome assembly.